Pomacea canaliculata is the source of this 1143-nucleotide messenger RNA. RefSeq names its product carbohydrate sulfotransferase 9-like. NCBI's taxonomy places the organism in Eukaryota, Metazoa, Mollusca, Gastropoda, Architaenioglossa, Ampullariidae. Gene Ontology annotation, molecular function: sulfotransferase activity. The coding region runs from base 45 to 1004 and encodes 319 amino acids. Gene Ontology annotation, cellular component: membrane. Gene Ontology annotation, biological process: carbohydrate biosynthetic process. The record is from RefSeq and is a predicted model, not a curated record. The transcript is spliced from 3 exons.
GCAUCGCAUCCUCAGCGACACAGACCCUGUAGGGACGGAAGGGAAUGGACGCCUGGCUGGCCUGUCGUCUGAGGCUGAGAACACGUGCCUGUCUGAGCUUGCUGGCCGGUCUCGUGGCUGUGACCUGCUGUGUGCAGCUCUGGUUGUCAGCACUGGGAUCGAGGACUCCAGGGGUUGUGGUGAAAGGUCUUUCUCUGAAAUCCAGUCAGCAGCCUAUCGACGAACAGAGUGAGGCCAGCUCCAUCUGCAUCACAAAAGGAAGACGACUCCGUAUGCUGCACUAUUGCCUCCCUUUUACGAACAACUCUCUGCAGCUGAGGUUUGUGGACAGUAGAGUUCCGGUGAUAUCCGUGGAGCAUCGCUACCUCCACUGUCCUGUUGCUAAGGCAGCAUCCACAUUCUGGGUACGGUUCAUGAAGGUACUGAACGAGACGGGUGCCUCUCCGUUCAGAGUAGCUCUCGACCAACGCACGUCAGUAAGAAGAAACAUUCAGACCCUUCGGGACCUCGCUUCACGAGAAGAAAAGCUGGACUUUCUAAAAUCGGCCACAAAAGCAGUUUUCGUCAGAGAUCCUUAUUCUCGAAUGUUCUCUGCCUGGGUUGAUAAGGCCUUCACGCCGAAUCCAUUUUACUGGACCGUCUGGGGAGCUGAAGCUAUUCACACGUUUCGAAAGCGGGCCACGUCCAAGGAAUCGUUUUGCGGAAGUGACGUCACGUUCGCUGAAGUCAUGGCGCUGGCGGCAAGUGGUAUGCACAUGAGGGACCUUCACUUUCAUCCGGUUUUCACGGAAUGCCAGCCUUGCGGCUUCAGGUACGACGUUUGUCGGAAAAAUGGAAACAUUCGGCCGCGACCUGAACCGUCUGAUCACUUGCCUCAACGUGUCCAACAAAGACUACUUCCGCAGCAAAGAGUUCCGACAGGACUACGUCAGAGACGCCAUCGAGGACUCGGUGAACAGCCCUUGGAGCUGGCUGGCGAACAUCACCAAGUGCAUGUCCAUUAGCGAGGCGGCCAAACGGGUUUGGAGAAAACUGCAAAUCAGAGGCAUCAUCAGCCGGCGGUUUCCGUUUCCAUUCACAGAGAUGGAGUCGAGUUCACUCCUGGCGGGUGAGUUCAUCGAAGCUGCCCUCUCAGCCCACAGA